AUGUGUGUGGAUCUCGUCUGCAGUCCUUCUGUUGUCCAGGCUGGAAGACUCUGCCUGGGGGCAACCAGUGUGUUGUGCCUAUUUGCCGGAGUGACUGUGGGGAUGGUUUCUGCUCCAGACCUAACAUGUGCACAUGUCCUGGUGGACAAACAGCUACAACCUGUUUUACUAAAUCAUCCAAACAAUGCAAUAUAAGGUGUAUGAAUGGAGGAGUGUGUGAAGAUGACUAUUGCCAGUGUCCAAAGGGAUAUACAGGAAGCUUUUGUGGACAACCUGUCUGUGAAAAAAACUGUCAGAAUGGUGGACACUGCAUUGGACCGAACAGAUGCGCGUGUGGAUACGGCUUCACUGGACCACAGUGUGAGAGAGACUACCGGACAGGCCCAUGCUUCAUCCAAGUGCACAGCAGGAAGUGUGCAGGUCAGAGCAGUGAAUUUGUUUGCAGUAAGGCCUUGUGCUGUGCCACAGUGGGUCAAGCGUGGGGUCACUCGUGCGAGCAGUGCCCACCUAUCAGCUCGCCCUGCACCAGAGGGUUCAUCCCAAACACCCGCACAGGAGCCUGCCAAGAUGUUGAUGAAUGCAAGGUUGUCCCCGAUCUGUGUAAAGGAGGAAGAUGCAUCAACACAUUGGGUUCAUAUCAGUGCACGUGUCCUGUCGGUUACCAACAGCAUGUGAGCAUUUUGAAGUGCGAGGAUGUGGAUGAAUGCUCCACCAUUGAACGUGCGUGUGAAGCGGGACACUGCAUUAAUUCGGCGGGCAGUUUCUCCUGUGUGUGUCCUUCUGGAUAUGUGCUGUCUGCAGACCGGACUCGCUGUCUUGACCAGCACACAGGGAUCUGCUUUGCGUCAGUUGUGAAUGGACGCUGUGCUCAUGAAAUCAGCGGACGUUUCAAUAAAAUCCAGUGCUGCUGUGAUCGUGGCCGGUGCUGGAGUCAAAGAACAACUCAUGAAAUGUGUCCUGUACCAGGAUCAGAUGAAUACUUGAGGAUUUGUCUGGUAGGCUCUGCUCUGAGUGGCUACAAUGAGGAGGAUCCUGAAAUGAGCCCUCACCACCACAGCAGCUUCAGUGUUUCCCCUAAUGACCAGAUACUUCACCCACAUAAUGGCAAUGGACAAAUAAAACCCCAGAUUCGCCAAACACCUCAAAUUCUGCAGUUUCCACAGAUUCCACAGAUCCCAAGGCAUGACAAUGGAUUUAAACCACAACGACCUGUUGUUAGUGUGAAUGAGACUGUGAACAGGUGCCGUUUGCUUCCUAAUUUGUGUCUGAAUGGACGCUGUAUUCCCAUGGAGUCUGACUACCGAUGUGACUGUAACACCGGAUUCAAAGAAGACAACAGAGGAGAGUGCUCAGAUGUAGAUGAGUGUGAGUUUGACCCCUGUGCUAAUGGAAACUGCAUCAACACUCCUGGUUCCUACUACUGCAGAUGCCACACAGGCUUUCUUAGGGUUCCAGGCAAACAAACCUGCAUAGAUAUUGAUGAAUGUCUUCAGAAUGGAGUGCUCUGUAAGAACGGCCGCUGUCUGAACACUGAGGGAAGCUUUCAGUGCAUCUGCAACUCUGGAUUUAAGCUUUCACCUGAUGGGAGAAACUGUGUAGAUCAUGAUGAAUGUGCUGCCACAAACAUGUGUCUUAACGGCAUGUGUAUCAACGAAGACGGCAGCUUUAAAUGUGUGUGUAAACCUGGAUUCACCCUCAACUCUAGUGGACGAUACUGUACAGAUAUCGAUGAGUGCCGGACUCCAGGUGUGUGCAUGAAUGGACGAUGUGUAAACACACAGGGCUCUUUCAGGUGUGAGUGUUUUGCAGGUCUUACUGUUGGAAUAGACGGCCGAACAUGUGUAGACACACACAUGCGUAGCACCUGUUAUGGGGCUGUAAAAAGAGGUUUGUGUUUACGACCCUUCCAGCGUGCUGUCACCAAGUCACAGUGCUGCUGUGCCAACCCUGACUAUGCUUUUGGUGAACCCUGCCAUCCCUGCCCUGCCAAACACUCAGCUGAGUUUCAGGUCUUAUGUGCGAGCGGUGUUGGAUUUUCUGCUGAUGGCAAAGACAUUAAUGAGUGUGCUCUGGAUCCGGAUAUCUGCUCAAAUGGAGUGUGUGAGAAUCUCCGAGGAAAUUUCCGCUGCGUCUGUAACAUUGGCUAUGAAAGUGACCAGAGCGGCAGAAACUGUUUAGGUCAGUUGACAUUUAAUAUAAUUACUUACAAGUUACUACCAUGAGCUGUCAGGAUUGAUUUAAGAAUUCAAGCCUGUACAAAUCAAAUUUAGUUGACAAGUGACAAUUUUAGUGUGCAUCACACAGGCCCUAUUUACACCUGUAUUAAGAUGUGUUUUCAUUGAAAGAGGGACAUUUUCAUUUACACCCAAUGGUAAAUGUGGGAUUUGUCUCAUCUUUCGAUUGAAAUGUAAGAAAUAAGCUAAGCCAGUUUGUUGGUCAACGAUUUUUAUCCAUUCAUUCAUUUUCUUGUCGGCUUAGUCCCUUUUUUAAUCCAGGUUCGCCACA
Messenger RNA from Danio rerio (zebrafish), 2505 nucleotides. Lineage: Eukaryota; Metazoa; Chordata; Actinopteri; Cypriniformes; Danionidae. The record is from RefSeq and is a predicted model, not a curated record.